Bubalus bubalis (water buffalo) is the source of this 2928-nucleotide messenger RNA. Its product is annotated as mesothelin-like protein. Gene Ontology annotation, biological process: cell-matrix adhesion. Lineage: Eukaryota; Metazoa; Chordata; Mammalia; Artiodactyla; Bovidae. The coding region runs from base 1 to 2754 and encodes 917 amino acids. The record is from RefSeq and is a predicted model, not a curated record. Gene Ontology annotation, cellular component: cell surface. The transcript has 22 exons.
AUGCAAGAGGCAGAGCCAGGACCUGGGCCAGCCUUAGGCUGGUCCUACCUUGUGCCUUUGCUUCUGCCAGAUUCUGGCCCCCCCACUCACAUGCUGAGCGUCUCGCGUGGAACAAUUUACCUGUUUCCUCCCCUCCUCGGGCCCCUGCAGAGCCUCAGGGGCCGUGUCAGCCUGGCUCCCCUGAGCCCCUCAGCCCCAGUGCAGGCUCCGCCCACAGCCCCUGCUGUGGACUUUGGAAGUCCCUCAGACACACCCUGUUGCUUCCUAGCUGCUGGCACCUGCCAGAGGGUCUGGGCCCACAGGGGCUGCGGCUGCGGCAGGACCAUCUUGACAGCUUCCCUUGCAGGUCCUGAACUCAUGAGGGCGUUUCCCGUGCCAGGACAGAGAAUCGUUUUUCUCCAGCGGGCCGGCGGCACUGCUGUCCACCACCCUCGGGUCCCAGGAAGCUGCUGGGACGGGGGCACACAGCCACCGCUGCCAUGUGCCAGACUUCAGGACCUGCUUAGUGCCGAGGGGCCUGGGAGGUCAGCCAGGCUGCGGCCUGGGGCCAACCCUGACUGCUGGGCGGCAGGCAUCCCUGCGUCCAACAUCUGCCGUCUGGACCCCGAGCAGCCUCCCUCCAGGACAGACGGCAUUCUUAGUGCUCAGCUUGACCUGGACCCACUGCCUGUGACCCUACUGCCUUCCUGCCAGGACGACCUGUCGGCACCACACAGCCAUGGGCCCCAGAGCAGGCCGAGGGCGCCUCCCAGGGAGGCCUGGAUGCCAGCAGGGCUGACCUGUGGGCCAGAGUCAUACCAUGAGGACAGCCUGGCUGUGGGCACCCAGCAGAUGCCCUCCAAACCCUCAGCCAUCUUGGGGCCUCGGAGCCCUAAGACCCAGAACUGGGCCCCUGGACAUGCUGCCCGCCCUGCCCAGCUCAGCUGCCUGGCCAACCUGGCCGCCCGACAAGGCCUCCAGGGCGACUUCGAGCUCCACCCCCCCGACCUGCUGCUCUUCUAUAACCUGACGCAGGUGAAGGAAGCAGACUGCCGGGCCUUCAUCCGCCGCGCCGCCCAGGGAGACACAGAGUUGCUGGCCAAUCUGCCCAACCAGAGGACUGCCCUGCGGCACAGGGCCCUGGUCUGCCUGGGAGGGCCCCAGCCAAGGCUCAACGCCUCCGACCUGCUGCUCCUCGGGGUCCUGGUGUGUGACAUGGACGCUUCCAGCAUCGUGGCAGCAGACCCCCAUGUGCUGCAGAAUCUGCAGCACUGUCCCCGGCUCACAGCUGCCCAGCAGGCUGCCCUCAACAGGCUGCUGGCCAGUGGCAGGACCGUCCUCGGGCUCCCCGGCUCCUGGAAUCUGGAGGGGCUGCAGGCUCUGGGACGCCUGGCAUCAUACAUAAGCCCCAGGCUGUGGAUGCAGGUGCAGGAGGCCGUGGGCCUGGACUUCUUCCGCAGCACAGUGGCCGCGUGCCGCGCAGGGCAGCUCAGGCAGCGUGAUGCCAGGCGCUUUGUCACGAGCUUCCUCGAGGCCAAGUCCAAGGCGGUGUCCUCACCGUCCAAGCGGGACACAGGGAGACCCUGCGUCCUUGGCAGCAUCACUGCGGCCACCCUGCACGAUGACCUCUUCCUGAUGCGCUAUGACUGCGGGCAGCUCGAGUCCUGCCUGGGCAGCAGCGUGCUCAGGGCCAACCUGGACCCCCUGCUGCAGCACCCGCUGCCUGCCGAGUGCCAGCAAGUCGUCAAAGCUAAGCUAGCUAGGGUCUACCCGGGCGGAGUCCCUGAGGAGCAGCUGCGGCUCAUCCCCUCGCUGCUCUACCUCUACUCCCUCUCGGAGAUCGGCCAGUGGCACAUCACGUCCAAGGACACGGUCGUGACCCUGUUGGCUCCAGACGGGGCCCUGGAGAACCAGACCGAGGCCAUCCUGCAGAAGUUCCUGGACCACAAUGGCACAGUCACUGCUGCGCUGCUCGUGGCCAUUGGGGGCUCUCGCCUCUGCUGGAUGAGCCCCCGGCAGAUCCAGGACAUCCGGCCCUCAGAGUUCCGGCUGGCCGGGGCCCUGGACAUCUCCUCCUGCCCUCAGACCCGCAAGAACGUGCUCUUUGACAAGGCCCGGGAGGCCUUCGCCAGCGCCAGCACCUCGGACACCUACUACCGCUUCAUGCGCCCCUACCUCGGCGGUGCCCCGGUGGAGGAGCUGCGGCACCUGGCCGAGGCUAACGUCUCCAUGGACAUCGACACCUUCACCAACCUGAACCCCCGAGUGCUGCAGAGCCUGACCGUGGGCAACGUGACAACGCUGCUGGGUCCGAAUGUGGGGGACCUGCAGAAGGCUCGGAGCCACCCCAUCAUCAGCUCCUGGCUCCGCAGCCUCAAUCGGUCAGCCCUGAGCGAGCUGGGCCUGGACACGGACGCCACCAGCCCCACCAGCUCUGCCCACUCGACCACUGGGACGCCCAGCACCACCCUCUGGACGCGCCAUCAAGCCCCCACCUCAGAAGGGCCUGGGAGCACCGCCCCCAGCUCGGGCAGCCCACCAGCCCCCCUGGGGUACCUGCCACUGGCUGUGGCCCUGCCCGCAGGCCUCCUGUGGCUGCUGUAUGGGGGCACCCCAAGGCCCAGCUGGGAGCACCUGCAGGGCAUCUGCGGCAUGGUGGAGGACCUCACUGCCCCAGCUCCACAUGCAGGAGAACAGGGGUUGGCAUGUGGAGCUGGACGCCUGCCUAGACCAAGACGCAGGCCCCAGGGGACCUGGCCACAUCCCCCAUCCUAGGGGCCUUCAGGGCCAGUCCCUGCCUACGCCCAGCUCCCAGGACCUGGAGCCAGAACGAGGGCCUGGGCCCGGGGUCACGGCCCCAGCCCGUGAGGAAGAUGCUGCCCCUGUGCUCAGGCUUCUUCCAUGGACUGACUUGGCCAACUGACUUGAAUAAAGGACAAGGUGAUCUUC